Messenger RNA from Elgaria multicarinata webbii, 3422 nucleotides. It is a transcript of the gene PLPPR4, whose product is annotated as phospholipid phosphatase related 4. Gene Ontology annotation, molecular function: phosphatidate phosphatase activity. The record is from RefSeq and is a predicted model, not a curated record. Gene Ontology annotation, biological process: phospholipid metabolic process; signal transduction; phospholipid dephosphorylation. Lineage: Eukaryota; Metazoa; Chordata; Lepidosauria; Squamata; Anguidae. The coding region runs from base 1 to 2193 and encodes 730 amino acids. Gene Ontology annotation, cellular component: plasma membrane. The transcript is spliced from 7 exons.
AUGCCAGCCGCCGCCGCCGCCGGCGCCAGCAUGUCCGCGAAAGAGAGACCCAAGAGCAAAGUGACCACCAAGGAAAGCGUCACUCUCCUGCCUUGCUUUUAUUUUGUCGAGCUGCCCAUACUGGCAUCUUCUGUUGUGAGCCUCUAUUUCCUUGAGCUUACUGAUGUCUUCAAGCCUGUUCACUCUGGAUUCAGCUGCUAUGACAGGAGUCUGAGUAUGCCAUACAUUGAACCUUCACAGGAGGCUGUUCCUUUUUUGAUGUUGCUCAGUUUGGCUUUUGCUGCACCUGCAAUUACGAUCAUGGUGGGUGAAGGCAUUCUCUACUGCUGCCUUUCAAAACGCCGGAACGGAAUCGGAGCUGAGGCCAAUAUCAAUGCAGGUGGCUGCAACUUCAACUCUUUCCUUAGGAGAGCCGUCCGAUUUGUUGGUGUCCAUGUUUUUGGCCUUUGUGCCACUGCUCUCAUCACUGAUAUUAUACAGCUGUCCACUGGGUAUCAAACGCCAUAUUUCCUGACUGUAUGCAAGCCUAACUAUACAUCCCUCAAUGUAUCCUGCUCAGAAAAUUCUUACAUUGUGGAGGAUAUUUGCUCAGGAUCUGAUCCCAUGGUCAUCAAUGAUGGAAGAAAGUCAUUCCCUUCUCAACAUGCCACCCUGGCCGCUUUUGCAGCUGUGUACGUUUCGAUGUACUUCAAUUCUACAUUAACUGACUCCUCUAAGCUCCUGAAACCACUUCUAGUAUUCGCAUUUAUCAUCUGUGGGAUUAUUUGUGGACUGACCCGCAUCACUCAGUACAAAAACCAUCCAGUUGAUGUUUAUUGUGGAUUUUUAAUUGGAGGUGGAAUUGCCCUUUACUUGGGCUUUUACGCUGUGGGAAACUUCCUGCCAAGCGAAGACAAUAUGUUUCAUCCGAACCCCCAACGAGAACCAAUAAGGUCGUUGACUGACCUGAGUCAAGAUGCCAAUAGAAUUUUACCAGGGAAGAAUGGUAACAGCAAUGAUGCCAUUUCCACGCACCACGCUGAGAGUAUCUUGACCAGGAACCACAGAGACACUGGCUCCCUAACUAACCUCAAAAGAGCAAAUGCUGACGUGGAGAUUAUAACGCCACGAAGUCCGAUGGGAAAGGAGAACAUGGUCACCUUCAGCAACACAUUGCCCAGAGCCAACACGCCUGCAAUGGAAGAAUCAGCUCGACGGAAUGCAACAAUCCAUGCAUCCAUGGAUUCUGCCCGCUCAAAGCAGCUGCUCUCCCAGUGGAAGAACAAAAACGAAAGUCGGAAGUUGUCCUUGCAGGUGAUAGAGACGGAUUCUGGACAGUCCCCUCCGAGGGCCAUUGAAAUGAGGUCAAGCUCUGAGCCAUCCAGAGUGGGCGUUAAUGGAGAUCACCAUGGCCCUAGCAACCAGUACCUGAAGCUUCAGCCUGGUAGCAUGCCAGGCUGUAACAGCGUCGGCCUUUCUGGCGGGCCGAGGGUUUCUAUUCAGUCACGCCCAGGUUCUUCGCAGCUGGUGCAUAUUCCUGAAGAGACCCAGGAAAACGUGAAUACAUCUCCAAAAACUAGCUCAGCUCGCGCCAAGUGGCUGAAAGCUGCUGAGAAGACUGUUGGAUGCAGAAGCAACAGCCAGCCAAGGAUCAUGCAGGUCAUAGCUAUGUCAAAGCAACAAGGCGUCCUUCAGGGCAGCCCAAAGAGCUCUGAUGGCAGCACGGUCACCUGUACCGGAGCGAUCCGAUACAAAACCUUGACAGACCACGAGCCGAGUGGCAUUGUAAGAGUGGAGGCCCACCCAGAAAACAACAGGCCCAUCAUUCAGAUGCCAUCGGAAGGGGAAGGGAGUGGCUCAUGGAAAUGGAAAGCACCCGAGAAAGGAAGCCUUCGUCAAACCUACGAGCUCAACGAUCUUAACAGAGACUCUGAGAGCUGUGAAUCUUUGAAAGACAGUUACGGAUCGGGGGACAGAAAAAGAAGUAACCUCGAUAGCAGCGAGCACCACCAUCAUGGGAUAACCACGAUCAGGGUCACCCCAGUAGAAGGCAGCGAGAUUGGCUCAGAGACCCUGUCCAUUUCGUCCAGCCGCGACUCAACACUUCGGAGAAAAGGUAACAUCAUUUUAAUCCCUGAGAGGGGCAGCAGCCCGGAGAACACCAGGAACAUCUUCUAUAAAGGAACAUCUCCUACAAGAGCUUACAAAGAGUGAGGGCUGGUGCAUCAGCUGAGCCACGCCACUAACUAUCAAUACCGUUUGGUACAAUCUUUGUGCUCUCUUUUUUUAUUUUUUGAGCUGAUGCCGAAAUAUUCUUGAUGUGCCAAAAUAUCGACCAUCAGCCUGACCGUUUAUGGAUGUUGCUGAUGUGUAGUGAUUGUGCAUGAAUUUGUGGAUUUCAUGUUGCGGGGGGGGUGUGGAAAGCACAAUGCAAGAACCUAAUGAAUGGGAUGUUUCCUAUAACGGGGUUGGGUUUUUUUCCCCCAGACUCAAAGGGGGAACGAUUGUCAACAAAACAGCAAUCAUAAAUAUAGACACCUUAUUUCCUGAAUGUGCCAACUUUUUUGAUUUAUAUAUGUCCAAGAACCAAUGGAAGGUGAUUGAUUUUUUUAAAAAAAAAAAAAAAAGCAAAAGCUGUACCAGUGUUGUACUUCACCUUUGCGGGUUUUGCACCAAAAUUUAAUACAAGUCGGUGCUGAUUCUAACUUUACAUUUUUAGAAAAAUUACAUACCUGUUCCUCUCUACAGACACAUGGCAUUUUGAUGUGUAACUCCUUUCCGAGUAAAAUUGCUGAAAAUAUGAUGCUGGCUGCAUUCAUUUAGAGUAGAAAAAUAUUGCAGCUUUGUUAUAGUGGAAUUUUCACAUUAAAAGAUUGCAAAGGUUUUGUGUAGUUCUUUGAAAUGUUUACUGGAGACAAAAUGAAACAAAAUGUGGAUGAUAUUCCACAUUCUCUCUCCUGGUUAGUUUUUUUUCCCCCUUCUCUCCAAACUUUGUUUAGUUACCGGUGCUACAAACACAGAGGUCGCUUCUUAGUGAGCUAACUUGGGACUAGUUUAAGUAUUGUGUUGUUGUUGUUUUUUAAUAGGGAUCUCUUACAGCACUAAUUCAACACAUUCUUAGUUUUUGUAAACAGUUUCUCAAUUUGUCUCGUUGCUGACCUUUCCUUUUUUUAAAAUUCAACAUUGUUAAACUAGUGCUUCACAUUGAUAAUUGCAUCUGUGUUGUAAAGGCUGGUAAAACAUUCAGCAGAGAUGGAGGCUGAAAUAAAACAAUAGGAGUGCAUUCACUGAGUGUUCAAAUUACCGCAUCCCACCCCAGAUGAGUUUUUGCCAUCUUUCAUACUCAAAGCAAGGUGAUAUUAAGCAGGCACAAUAUUUUUCUCUUACCUUCCUGCAUCACUGUGGAAUUUCUACCUUCCUCUGAGUGCUUCAUAUCCCACAUG